AUGAUGUUGAACAGUGACGUCAUUUCAGACAUCUUAGAUCGUGUGGAUGGCACGACUCUUGCAAAUGCGGGAUGUGUUUCUUCAGAUUUUUGGUCAGUUGCAAGGCAGGAGAGGAUGUGGGAAAAAGCUUGCUGUUCUAUGUGGCCUUCAGUGCAGGACACAGAUGCUAAAAAUUUGAUCUCUGCUUCCUUGGGUGGAUUCAGAAAUUUUUAUGCAAGCUGCUUCCCAUUCGUUACUUAUGAAACAAUUCUCAGCGAUUCCAUUUGCAAUGAACUGAAAUUCAAAAAGUUAUGUGAUAGAGUUGCUGUCCCAUCUGAUUUUGUCUUAAUGGUGGAUGUGCAUUACAAAGAUAAAGUCAUCUUUUCCAAAGUUGUUUGGGGAAUCCCUGCUUGUGGAGAUUCUAAGGGGUGGUUCUGCAACUGCCCUUUCAGAAUUGACAUCAUUAACGUUGAUGAGGAUCACAAUGUUACAGAUGGGGUUUCGACAAAUGUGCCCGUAGGCACCCUGAAGAAGGAUGAAGAAUUUUGGGGACGUUUUAUGGAAAAUAUUAAGUUAAGCUGGAUUGUUAUAAACAGGAGAACAGGUAAAGCUGCUAAUCUUUCAAGCCGGAGUCCUUUGUCUGGGAAGAGAGAUUGGCCAUCAGAUAAUGAUUUUGUAAUUUGCUUUGGCUCCAUAUUACCUGUCCACGAAAUAUUGCGUUGCAAAGCUGUGCUAUGCAAGCUGGUAAUGAAGUGUAGAGUCUCAGACAGUGAUGAUAGCAGCUUGAAAGUCACUGAACUGAGGAUGGUGUUGGAAGAUAUGAUAGGAGCUCAUGUUAAUAAGAGAGAUAGUCUGGUAAUCCUAGAAAGAGCUCUAGCGUGUACAAGGACUGUAAUUUACAAUCAGACAUUGGAAUGUUAUCAUAAAUACUUGAGUGAACAGAUAAAACUUAGGGAAGCAAAGAUGAAAAGUGAAGAUUGUCUGGAUACUCUUUCUAUUUUGAGUGGCAUUGUUGCCUUUGCUUCGUUUUGGUCUUUCGUUUUCAGAUUGAGUGCAGCUAUCUUCUAG
This is a messenger RNA of Cryptomeria japonica (Japanese cedar), 1047 nucleotides long. Its product is annotated as F-box protein At2g27310-like. Bases 1 to 1047 code for a protein of 348 amino acids. The transcript has a single exon. Gene Ontology annotation, molecular function: protein binding. The record is from RefSeq and is a predicted model, not a curated record. NCBI's taxonomy places the organism in Eukaryota, Viridiplantae, Streptophyta, Pinopsida, Cupressales, Cupressaceae.